Aspergillus affinis is the source of this 681-nucleotide messenger RNA. RefSeq names its product UbiX family flavin prenyltransferase. Gene Ontology annotation, molecular function: carboxy-lyase activity. NCBI's taxonomy places the organism in Eukaryota, Fungi, Ascomycota, Eurotiomycetes, Eurotiales, Aspergillaceae. The record is from RefSeq and is a predicted model, not a curated record. The coding region runs from base 1 to 681 and encodes 226 amino acids. The transcript has a single exon.
AUGCUUGAUUCCAUCUUCUCGGGCUCCUCAACGCCCUCCUCCACUCGGACCCCUCCUAGCCCGACCGAAAUGGAUGUGAGUCAGUCUCGUCCCGCCAAUCCCCCGCCGGCCAGGCGCCGUCGCAUUGUGGUUGCUAUGACCGGAGCGACAGGGGCAGUUCUCGGCAUCAAGGUUCUCGUUGCGCUACGGCGUCUGAACGUGGAAACCCAUCUAGUCUUGAGUAAAUGGGCCGAGGCAACGAUCAAAUACGAGACGGAUUACCAUCCGUCGAACGUGAAAGCGCUGGCAGACCAUGUCCACAACAUCAAUGACAUGGCGGCUCCGAUUGCCAGCGGCUCCUAUCGCACCGACGGAAUGAUUGUGGUGCCCUGCAGCAUGAAGAGUUUGGCAGCCAUUUACACGGGGUUCUGCGACGAUUUGAUCUCGCGUACGGCCGACGUCAUGCUGAAGGAACGCCGACGCUUGGUACUGGUGGCGCGCGAGACGCCGUUGAGUGAGAUUCAUCUUCGGAAUAUGCUGGAGGUGACUCGGGCCGGUGCCAUUAUUUUUCCACCUGUGCCGGCCUUCUACAUCAAGGCCGGCGGGCUGGAAGAGCUGGUUGAUCAAAGCGUCGGACGCAUGCUGGAUCUUUUUGACUUGGACACGGGCGAUUUCGAGCGGUGGAACGGGUGGGAGAAAUGA